AUGCGGCUGCUUCUGGCGAUCGCGUGCGUGCUGCACGCGCUCGGGAGCUCCAAGCCUCGGAUUGGAAUUGUCACCAUGCACUCCCAGGAAAUCAUGUCCUAUGCGAACAUGACAGCAGCCGGGAACCUUGAGUAUGCGGAGCGGCAUGGUUAUGGCUUCCACAUCCUUGACCACGUGAUCGACCGCGCGCGAGUACCUCACUGGACAAAAAUCCAUGCCAUCCAGAUUCACCUGGCUGACUACGAUUUCCUGUUCUGGAUCGAUGCAGAUGCCAUGGUGUACGACCAGACCCAGAAGCUGGAGGACGUUUUUGACAUUGACUCCUACCCCGACGCACACAUCUGGGCACAGGAUAUCUGGCCUGACUUCCCUGCGCUUCAACGGGAGGAGCUGAUGGAUGGAGCCACGAUCUUGUUCCGCAACAGCCUGUGGACGCGGCAGUUUCUCAUCGAGAUGUACCACUUCCCACCGUGUCAGGACUACUUGAACUGGACGGAGCAAUACUGUCUGACAGUGGCCUUCAAGCAUGACUUAUUGGGCAUGAAGUCAAGGACCGUGAUCCUGCAAACCCCUCGCGUCAAUCACCACAGGAUCCCUUCUGUGAGGGAAGGCCGGAACCUGUUCGUGUUCCACUACGCCGGAAGAUCCACGACUGCGAGGGCCCGACACUUUCGGCUUCUGCGCGAGAGGUUCCAGGUCAGAAAGAACAUCCACUUGCUCCACGUGGAAUUGCACAAAUCGUUUACAACCGGACACCAAUCCACGAAGCGUGUUAUCGAGAUCACCUUCGCCAAUGCUUGGAGUCCAGCACUCAAACCAGCUAAUUACCAGUUCGACUUGUAUGAGUAUUUCAAACCUAGCUCGCGGUUCUUCGCGGUGAUUGGCGAGAAGUUUGGCACGCGCAUGGCCGCCAUGGACAUCGUCGAGUAUCAGAUGGGGCGGACGCGGGACGGGGAGGAGUUUGUGAAGAGCUUCUUUUGUGACCUCCUGGUCGUGGGCGUGGAGAGCUGGCGGCAUCUGCCCCAGGGGCGGGCGCAGUCGAGCGCUCAGCGAGACCACGGCAGGCUCUGCUAG
Messenger RNA from Symbiodinium natans, 1074 nucleotides. The record is from the annotation of a GenBank genome assembly. NCBI's taxonomy places the organism in Eukaryota, Dinophyceae, Suessiales, Symbiodiniaceae.